CAGCCUCGGCGCCCGCGUCCCGCCGUGCGCUCCCCGCCGCGCUUGUCCGGUUAUAUCAACAUGCCCUCUUUCCUGUUGCUGGAAGUCCUCUUCAUUUUCCUGUUUUCUGGAGUACGCCAGUCUCAUCCUCUUCAGGAAGUCCACGUAAGCAGGGAGACCAUUGGGAAGAUUUCAGCGGCUAACAAAAUGAUUCAGUGCUCGGCAGCAGUGGACGUCCUGUUUCUGAUAGACGGAUCGCACAGUGUCGGGAAGGGGAGCUUUGAAAGGUCUAAGCACUUUGCCAUCAUGGUCUGUGACGCUCUGGACAUCAACCCUGAGAGGGUCAGAGUGGGAGCACUCCAGUUCAGUUCCGCUCCUCGUCUGGAAUUCCGCUUGGAUUCGUUUUCAUCCCAACAGGAAGUGAAGGCAAAAAUCAAGAGGAUGGUCUUCAAAGGAGGGCGCACAGACACAGGCCUCGCCCUGAAAUACCUUCUGCGCAAGGGGUUCCCCGGGGGCAGAAAUGCCUCCGUGCCCCAGAUCCUGGUCGUCGCCACCGACGGGCGGUCCCAAGGGCAGGUGGCGCUGCCCGCCGAGCAGCUGAAGGAAAGAGGCGUCACCAUAUUUGCCGUCGGGGUCCGGUUUCCGAGGUGGGAGGAGCUGCACACACUGGCCAGCGAGCCGAGGGAGCAGCACGUGCUCACGGCCGAGCAGGCAGAGGAUGCCACCAACGGUCUGUUAAGUACCCUCAGCAAGGCUGCUGUCUGCACCUUUGCCUCUCCAGACUGCAAGGUCCAGCCUCACCCCUGUGAGCGCAAGACGCUAGAGACGGUCAGGGAGCUUGUGGGCAGUGCCCCGUGCUGGAGAGGAUCGCGGGGGACCGAAGCCGUGCUGGCGGCGCUCUGUCCCUUCUCCAGCUGGAAGAGAGUGUUCCUAACCCACCCUGCCACCUGCUACAGGACCACCUGCCCAGGCGCUUGUGACUCGCAGCCCUGCCAGAAUGGAGGCACGUGUGUUCCAGAAGGACGGGACAGGUACCACUGCCUCUGCCCGCCGGCCUUUGGAGGGGAGGCUAACUGCGCCCCCAAGCUGAGCCUGGAGUGCAGGGUCGACGUCCUCUUCCUGCUGGCCAGCUCAGCGGGCACCACCCCGGAGGGCUUCCUGCGGGCCAAGGCCUUCGUGAAGCGGUUUCUGCAGGCGUCGCUGAGCGAGGACUCCCGGGCCCGCGUGGGGGUGGCCUGGUACAGCGGGGAGCUGGCCCUGGCGGUGCCCGUGGGCGAGUACCGGGACGUGCCGGCCCUGCUCGGGAGCCUCGACGGCCUUCCCUUCGGCGGUGGCGCCACCCUGACGGGCCAUGCCCUGCGGCAGGCGGCGGACCACGGCUUUGGGAGCGCCGCCAGGACGGGCCGGGACCGUCUGCGCAGAGUGCUGGUCCUGCUCACCGAGUCCCCGUCCCAGGACGAGGUGGCCAGCCCCGCACGUCACGCGAGGGCCCGAGAGCUGCUCCUGCUGGGAGUGGGCACUGAGGCCGUGCGGGCGGAGCUGGAGGAGAUCACCGGCAGCCCGAAGCGCGUCCUGGUCCACGCCGGCCCGCAGGACCUGUUCCACCGAAUCCCUGAGCUGCGGCGGAAGCUGUGCAGCCGGCCGCGGCCAGGCUGCCAGGCACAGUCACUGGACCUGCUCUUCGUGUUGGAUGCCUCGGCCUCGGUGGGGCCUGAGAACUUCGCCCAGAUGCAGAGCUUCGUGAGAAGCCUCACGCUGCAGUUUGACGUGAACCCGGACGUGACACAGGUCGGCCUCGUGGUGUACGGCAGCCGGGUCCAGACGGCCUUCGGGCUGGACACCCAUCUCACCCAUGCCGCGGUGCUGCGGGCCACAAGCCAGGCCCCCUACCUGGGCGGGGUGGGCUCGGCGGGCACAGCCUUGCUGCACGUCUAUGACAAAGUGAUGACUGUCCAGAGGGGCGCCCGGCCUGGUGUUCCCAAGGCCGUGGUGCUGCUCACAGGCGGGAUGGGGGUGGAGGACGCAGCUGUCCCUAUCCGGAAGCUGAGGAACAACGGUGUCUCCGCGUUGGUGGUGGGCGUGGGGCCUGUCCUGAGGGACGCGCUGCGGAGGCUCGCGGGUCCCCGGGACUCCCUGAUCCACGUGGCAAGCUACGCAGACCUGAGGUACCAGCAGGAUGAGCUCCUCGAGUGGAUAUGUGCAGAAGCCAAGCGGCCGGUCAGCCUGUGCAAGCCCAGCCCGUGCCUGCACGAGGGUACCUGCGUCCUGCAGAACGGGAGCUACCGCUGCGAGUGCCGGGGCGGCUGGCAGGGCCCCCACUGUGGGAACCCGCCCCCCGAGGACGGACAAAGGAGCUUGGAGACUUUCGAUGGCCCGCUGGAAGCUCACUUUGCCCACAGCAAACGCGAAACAGAACGUCGCCGGGACGGCAGUGCUCAGGAGGCGGCGAGCACUAGUGUCCUUCGGACCCGCGGAGCCACGGCACUUCGAGACUGA
Molecule: messenger RNA, 2475 nt
Organism: Leptonychotes weddellii (Weddell seal)
Lineage: Eukaryota; Metazoa; Chordata; Mammalia; Carnivora; Phocidae
Source: RefSeq, a predicted model, not a curated record